Molecule: messenger RNA, 4345 nt
Organism: Argiope bruennichi
Lineage: Eukaryota; Metazoa; Arthropoda; Arachnida; Araneae; Araneidae
Gene: Tbp
Exons: 7
Coding region: 168-1097 (309 amino acids)
Biological process (GO): DNA-templated transcription initiation
Molecular function (GO): RNA polymerase II general transcription initiation factor activity; DNA binding
Source: RefSeq, a predicted model, not a curated record
UGUAUGCUAAAUAGUUAGUGGUUGUUGUUGUUGUUGAGUUAGAAUUCAUUUCUUGAGUUAUUAAAGAUGAGAAAGAUAUAGAUUACAAGAUUCUUCAAAUCGUUAGAUUGAAUUAGUUGAAUUUCCUUUGAUCGAUUUUAAUUUUCUGUGAUUUUAUCAAUACAAACAUGAAUAGCCCAUUUAUAAACUUGGGUACUCCACUGUCGGUUCCAUCUCAGCCGGAUCCUGUGGAAGAACAACAUAUUCAAGAACUUCAAAGACAGUUAGGAAAUUCGCCCCUACAACCACAACAACAUGAUAAUUUACUCCAGAGUCCACAGCAUAUUCAACAACAAAGAACUGGAGUUAGUGUUAUACAGCCGUACUCGGCUGGUACUGGACUGACACCUCAGAAUCUUUUGCAACCAACUGCAUCCCCAAUUGUACCAUCACUCAUUCCUAGUGUAAGCAAUGCUAAUCUUGCUCUUACUCCGGGUGGUUCUGGGUCAAUAUUUCCUAGUACUCCUGGAAAUCCCAUGACCCCUAUGACACCUAUCACCCCUUCUUCUGCUGAUCCUGGCAUUGUUCCACAGUUACAAAAUAUUGUUUCCACUGUGAAUUUAGGUUGCAAGUUAGAUUUGAAAAAAAUUGCACUUCAUGCAAGAAAUGCAGAAUACAAUCCAAAACGUUUUGCUGCUGUCAUCAUGCGUAUAAGAGAACCUCGAACAACUGCUUUAAUAUUUAGCUCUGGUAAAAUGGUGUGUACUGGUGCAAAAAGUGAAGAGCAAUCAAGGUUGGCUGCACGAAAAUAUGCUAGAAUUGUACAGAAGUUAGGUUUUGAGGCAAAGUUUUUGGAUUUUAAAAUCCAAAACAUGGUUGGUAGUUGUGAUGUUAAAUUUCCUAUAAGACUGGAAGGCUUAGUUUUAACUCACAGUCAGUUUUCAAGUUAUGAACCUGAGCUGUUCCCUGGUCUUAUUUACCGAAUGGUGAAGCCUAGAAUUGUGUUGCUCAUCUUUGUGUCUGGUAAAGUUGUCCUUACUGGUGCUAAAGUUCGAUCUGAAAUCUAUGAAGCAUUUGAGAACAUAUAUCCUAUUCUAAAAGGAUUUAAAAAGCAAUAGCAUUUCUCUGAGUCUUAUCAUUCAUCAUGUACAUAUUUCUUCAGCAUAAUGUUUGUAAGUAAACCAAUUUUUUUUGGUAUUUUACACACAUAUUUAAUGCUUGUUGAAAAUGCAUCUAUCACCAUAAUGAGCAUAUUUCAUGUAUCACACAAUACAAGAUAAUUUUACUGUUCUUCAAACUCCAUCUUUGUAAUUUAUUUUCUUGUAUCAAUUCAUUAAAGAGCUUUGAUAACUGUAAUUUUACAUAAAACAUUGUGUUUCAUGGUAAAUUGUAAAUAAUGUAUUCUAAUCAUUGCUGUGUAAAAUGUUAGAAUACAUUAUAUUGUGAUAUACAGUUUGUGUGCAUGCACCUUAUGAAUCUUAACUGUAACAAUAUAUAAUCCAUGCUUCAAUUUUUCAAAAUUUGUGUCAUAUUUUGAUGUAAAAUUACUUCAGUAGUAUACUUAAAAAAAAAAAAAAAAAAAAAAAAAAUGUGAUAUCAGAAUUAAUACUCUGCAUUAAAUUCAAAUGUUUUUAUUGAAAUUAAUCUAUUGGGUAUGGCAAGAAGCUUUUUUAUUUUUUUUUUAUUUUUUUAUUUAUAGAAUUCCAGCCAGAGAACAGAUAAUAAGUUUUAUAAUACUUUAUAAUAUUAAAAAAGUUGGGUGAAAGUGAGAAUGAAAUAAAAUGUUAUAAAUAGUUUGUAAAUAUUUAAGUAUUAAGCAAUUAUUCGUUUAAAUUCUAAAAGGCUUAAUUUUGACAACGUUAUAACUAAUGGCAUUUAUGUUCAAAUAAUAUUUUUUUAAAUGUGUUUUUAAGAUAAUCCUCAAACUUGAUGCUGAGAAAUAAUUGUAUUUUUAAAUUGAAAAUAAUGAAUUAAAGAGCAAAAUUUCAGUAUAAAAAUGUUACAUAAAAUCAUAUUAUUACAAAUGUAUAUCUUAUUAAAUAAGUUCAGUUAUAGGCACAACACAUCUUUUGCCAAAUAUUGGAUUUCAGAACUAUUGAAUUAAUAAUUUAAAUAGUUUUCAAUGCUUUGACAAAUCAUUGUGUUAGGUAAUUCCAGUGAUUUCAUAUUUUGCUGUUAAUGAACUUUAAAAGUGAACUUAUUUUAAUUAUAAUUGCAUAUACUACCUUUAAAUUACUGAUGAUUACUCAAUUAUUAAAAUAACUUUUUGACUAAUUAAAAUAGCUCUUUGAGCUUUUCCUUUACUGCAAAUUCCUAACAUUUUAUUUUAAAAAGUGUCCUUUAGAAAGCUAUAUUGGGCAGAUAAAAAAAAAAAAUUAAAAAAUUGAAUUUUUAUAUUAAAGUGGGGGGGGGGGGUCCAUGUUGUAUAAGUUCAGUUUUCACAAGAAUGAACAGUACUUGGGGAUGCUAGUUCAACUGUAAUAAAAUAAAUGGAAAAAAUAACUUCUGUAGUAUUGCAAGGAGAAUCAUUUGUAUCAUUUUGAAUCAUAUAUUGCAUUGCUCAAUUGGGAAAAUUUGACUCAGAAUUAAAAAAAAAAAUGUUGUGAAUUAUAGAAAUUUCUUUAUUAAUUACUGUAAUGACUUGUGUAUUUCUGUACUAUAUAUUUGAGAAUAAUAUCAAACCAACCUGUUAAACAUAACAAACACUUAUUGCAUCAAAUGUGUAAGAAACAUUUUUGAAAUUCUUGCAUGAUAAUCAUAUAAUAAUAGAAAUAGGUAAUCAAAAUAUUGCCCAUUAUUUAAAACUGAUCUGAAGAUUUUGAAAAAUUGUGCAAUUCUGCAAUGUUGUCGAAUCAUUCUUAUUGCUGUUUUAAGCUGUAUUUUAAUGCCUUUCUGUAAUUUCUAAGAAUGUUUUCUGUAUUUUUUUUUUAAUUGGUAACUUUUGAUGUUGGCAAUAUGAAAUUUUGUUUCAUAAAAUUCUUUGUUCUUUUAUUUUGAAGGGAAAUUCUUUAAUAUUUUCUUCAUUUAGAUCAUUUAUGUAGAUUCUGCUUUCUGCGUUUUGUUUAAAUAAAAUAAUAAAAUAGAGUUGACCUAUUUAUGCAGGAGUAACAUUAUUAAUUAUUCUGAAAGGAAAAGUUUCUAAAUUAAUUUUUAUCCAAUUAAGCUUUUAUUUUCAGUAUUUAUGGGUAUUGAUAAGUUUUAAAAAUUCACUUAUGAAAAAGAAUUUCUUGAAUUUUUCAUUCUCCAAAUAAAAAUUUUGCAUUAAUUAAUAAUUAUGUUUGAAUUUUGUGAUUAGGAAUAUUUUAAAAUUGCUGAGUUAUAAUCUUUGAUGGCUUUUAUAUUAAUUGUUAUAAAUUAUUUUCCCAUUCCAAUGGUAAAAUUAGUUAAUAAAACAACUUUCACAUUGCUCCAUAAUAUUUUAAACUGCAAAAUGUAUGAAUAGUUUUAUUUACAGAAAUAUUUUUUUAUAUACAAUUCAAAAAUAGAACUGUGAUUGCCAUAUUUCAGUUACAAAAAUAUCAUUGUAAUCAUUUUUAAAACGAUAGGUUAAAAUAAUAACUCAGUAGAUCGUAUAUAUCUAAAAACUUAUAUUAAAAUAUUGUUACUUAAUGAAAAUACCAUGAUACUUGCUUUAGACAAUGGUAUUUCUAAAUUGGUUUCAUUUUAAUUCAGUUGAAGAACUGCGUAGGCUCAUUUUAUUCUCAGAAGCAUUCUAAGAGUAUUAAUUUGAAAUUUGUUCUUUAAAAAAAAAGUAAUAAAACUAUAAAGGAAGUAAAAGUUGUUUAUAAUUUCAGAAAACUGAGAAAUAAUGUGCAUAAAAUUGCUGCUUUCUUCUAAACUUCAGAGAAGUUGGGUGAUAAAAAUGUAUAUUUUGAUUGCUAUACAUUUAAUAUAAUUAGCAAGCUAUUUAUUUAGAAGAUAACGAUAAGAUGUUCUUUAUAAUGAUCUGCUUUUAUGUUAUUUAAAUUUGUAUAGAUGUUUUUAUACUAUACUGAAAUAUUAAAUUUUCAUUGUGAACUUGAAAUUUCAUAGAGAACUGCAAGUUUUAAUUAAAAAUAAAUAAGAAUGUGGUUAAAAAGAAAUUACAAAUAUUCAUAUUUGGUUACUAUAAAGUAUAUUAAAGACAGAUGUUUUAAAGUUACACUAGUAUUGUGAAAUAUUUGUUGUGCAUUAUCAAUUGCAUUGUUACUUUGUAUAUAAAAUAAAAAUCUAAUAUAUCGAUUUUCAGUAAUUUUUCUUUUUUCUCCAUACUACUUGAGUAAUUAAAAAAUUAAUUUAGUUUAAAAUUUCAGUUUUUAUAAUUUUUUUUUGAAAUUAUUUCUUUAAAUUGCUUUCAUAGGGUUUUUUUUUUUUUUUUUUUUUGAAA